AUUAGGGUUUUUCUAAUUCCAUGGAUGAUUGGUCUGAUUCAAUCAUCUUCCACGGUUUCAAUUGGUUUUACUUCUGUCCUAAAUAAAUUCUCAUUGCCUAAAGUCACCGUUCUAAUUGCAACUGUCUGGUCAAUUCGUUGUUUCUUGUUCUUCCAAUGGAGGAACCUCGCGUCAAGCGCCCCAAAAUUUCAAGGGGCGAAGAUGACUAUUUGCCAGGAAAUAUCACCGAGAUUGAGCUCCACAAUUUUAUGACUUUCAAUCACUUGGUAUGCAAACCUGGACCUCGGUUAAACCUUGUCAUAGGGCCAAAUGGUUCUGGUAAGAGCUCUCUUGUAUGUGCUAUUGCACUUUGUCUGGGCGGUGAACCUCAGCUGCUUGGGAGGGCCACAAGUAUUGGUGCAUAUGUGAAGCGAGGGGAAGAUGCAGGAUAUGUUAAGAUUUCUUUGAGGGGCUACACUAAGGAAGAGCAGAUCACUAUUGUCCGUAAAAUAGAUAUUCGUAACAAGUCAGAGUGGUUGUACAAUGGCAAACCUAUGGCCAAAAGAGAGAUAUUGGAAGUAAUUCGAAAAUUCAACAUCCAAGUCAACAAUUUGACACAAUUCUUACCACAAGAUCGUGUCUGUGAGUUUGCGAAAUUAACUCCCAUUCAGCUCCUAGAAGAGACCGAAAAAGCAGUUGGUGAUCCUCAACUUCCUGUGCAACAUUGUGCCCUUGUAGAAAAAAGCCGUGAACUAAAAAAAUAUCAAAAAGCUGUAGACACAAUGGGAGAAAGUUUGAAACAGCUGGUAGCGCUUAAUGCUGAGCAAGAAAAAGACGUUGAGCGUGUUCGCCAAAGAGAUGAACUUUUAGAAAAGGUUGAUUCUAUGAAAAAGAAAUUGCCAUGGCUGAAGUAUGAUAUGAAGAGGACUGAAUACUUGGAAGCCCAAAAGAGGGAAAAAGAGGCCAAGAAGAAUUUGGAUGAAGCUGCAAAGACACUGAAUGCAUUCAAGGCUCCCAUUGAAAAACAAAAGCAGGAGAAAACAAAGCAGGAGGAUCAAUGUAAACGCAUAAACAAUCUCAUGAAUGAAAAUAUUAAGAAACGGAAUGAUCUUCUGCAGAAAGAGAAUGAGGCGGCAGUGCAUGCACGAGGUAAAUAUAAGGAAAUCGAAGAUUUGAGGAGAGAAGAAGAUUUUCGCAAACAAAGUAUUAUAGAGGCUAAAAAGAAACUUGCUGAUGCUGAAGAAGAUCUUCAGAACCUGCCUGUAUAUGAACCUCCUAAGGAGGAAAUUGAGAGAUUGAAAAUUCAAAUUGUGGAGUUAACUUCUUCUGCUCAGCAAAUGAUGCAGCAGAAGAAGGAGAAAGAAAGAUCUCUAGGUCAAAUGAAAACUGACCUGAGGAACUGUGUGGAUUGUUUGAGAGAUAUGGAGAAUACUAAAAGCAAAUGUUUACAUGCUUUAAAGAAAUGUGGUGCAGAUAAGAUAUUUGAAGCUUAUCAGUGGUUGGAACAGAAUCGUGAUAAAUUGAACAAGGAGGUUUAUGGCCCUGUAUUGCUUGAGGUAAACGUGUCUAAUGAGGUCCAUGCUAACUUCUUGGAAGGUCAUGUUGCUCACUACAUCUGGAAGUCUUUCAUUACUCAAGAUUCCAGUGAUAGGGAUUUUCUUGUAAAGAACCUACAGCCGUUUGAUGUUCCCAUUCUAAAUAAUACAAGAGAAGAAUCCGGUCGGAAAGCACCUUUUGAAAUUUCUAAGCAGAUGCAUGAACUUGGCAUCUAUUCCCGACUUGACCAGGUUUUUGAUGCUCCCACUGCUGUAAAGGAGGUUUUGACAUCACAAUUUGGUCUAGAGCAUUCAUAUAUUGGGUCGGACAAAACUGAUAAGAAGGCUGAUGAUACUGCUAGAAGAUUAGGAAUUUUAGAUUUCUGGACUCCACAAAACCACUAUCAUUGGUCUGUUUCUAGAUAUGGUGAUAAUGAAAUGUCAGCCCAAGUAGAACCUGUUCAUGAUUCACGUCUUCUACUGUGUGGUUUGGAUAGUGGAGAAAUUGAAAAACUGAGGUCCAGAAAGAAUGAGCUUGAAAAGUCUGUUGCUGAUGUGGAGGAAGGCAUAAAAUCACUUCAGAUUCAGCAAAGACUGGUUGAAGAUGAAGCAGCCAAACUUCAAAAGCAGCGGGAGGAGAUGGUUGAUACAGCAAGAAGGGAGAUGAAAAAACGGAAAGAAUUGGAAAGCUGUGUUGAACAACGGAAAAGAAAAUUAUUAUCCUUGGAGAAAGCUGGUGAUAUGGAAAUAGCUGUAGUGAAGCUCAUUGACCAAGCUACAAGAUCAAACAUUGAGCGUCUUAAACAUGCAAAUAAACUUAAGGAUUUGCUGGUUGAAGCUGUUUCCUGCAAAUGGAGUUAUGCUGAGAAACAUUUGGUUUCUAUUGAAUAUGAUGCAAAGAUUAGAGACUCAGAAGCCAAUCUCAAGGAGCAUGAGAAGUUUGCUUAUCAGGCAUCAAUGAACUUAGAGAUUUGUCAACAAGAAGUAAAGGAUUAUCGUCAACAACUGUCAGCUGCCAAGAGAACUGCUGAAUCAAUUGCCACCAUUACUCCUGAACUUCAAAAGUUAUUUCUCGAGAUGCCAACUACGAUCGAGGAGUUGGAGGCUGCUAUACAAGACAAUAUUUCUCAAGCCAACUCUAUUGUUUUCCUAAACCAAAACAUACUGCAGGAAUAUCAAGAUCGUGAACGUCAGAUAGAAACCAUUUCUGCAAAACUAGACGCAGAUAGAAAGGAACUUCAAAGGUGCUUAGCUGAGAUAGAUGCCCUGAAGGGAAAUUGGCUCCCGAAGUUGAGAAAUCUUGUUAGUCAGAUAAAUGAAACUUUUAGUCGUAACUUCCAAGAGAUGGCAGUUGCAGGAGAAGUUUCAUUGGAUGAGCAUGACAAUGAUUUUGAUCAAUUUGGAAUUCUUAUAAAAGUGAAGUUCAGGCAAGCAGGUCAACUUCAAGUUCUCAGUGCUCACCAUCAAUCUGGAGGGGAACGUUCAGUUUCAACGAUUCUUUAUCUUGUUUCUCUUCAAGAUCUCACUAAUUGUCCCUUUAGAGUGGUUGACGAGAUUAACCAAGGAAUGGACCCCAUCAAUGAAAGGAAGAUGUUUCAGCAAUUAGUAAGGGCGGCCAGCCAGCCAAACACCCCACAGUGUUUCCUUCUUACCCCAAAAUUGCUACCGAACCUAGAAUACAGUGAGGCUUGUAGCAUUCUGAAUAUAAUGAAUGGUCCUUGGAUCGAGGGACCGUCUAAAGUGUGGGGAAAUGGAGACUGCUGGAGCUUGAUUGCAGGGUUAGAAGAAACACGUCGUCAGCGCUGCUGAGGAUAUCAGAGUAGAAAAGUUAACCCAAAUCGGGCGGGACGCGGAAGAGGAGAGAUCACACUCAAUUGUUCAGGAAUAUAUCAUUUAAAUGGAACUGAGGUUGUCUUGUAAUUGCAGCUUUUUGGGAAGUCAUAUCUGCUUCAUUGUUUCGAGCUGUGUAUUUGUUGCUCCCUGUAAAGGGUGGUUUCUGUGG
Hibiscus syriacus is the source of this 3516-nucleotide messenger RNA. RefSeq names its product structural maintenance of chromosomes protein 5-like. Gene Ontology annotation, biological process: double-strand break repair via homologous recombination. The transcript has 30 exons. The record is from RefSeq and is a predicted model, not a curated record. Gene Ontology annotation, molecular function: ATP hydrolysis activity; ATP binding. The coding region runs from base 156 to 3323 and encodes 1055 amino acids. Gene Ontology annotation, cellular component: Smc5-Smc6 complex. Lineage: Eukaryota; Viridiplantae; Streptophyta; Magnoliopsida; Malvales; Malvaceae.